AUGUUUGCCGCAAUUGCUUCAGGAAAUCCUUUGCAACUUUCUGUAGAAGUCCCUAAUUCAAGUGGAUUACAGCAUACAAUUGUGCUUUCUCGAACCAAGCCCAAACUAUAUUCACACAUCACAUUAUUUAUACUUCCUAAUGUGACCUUUCCACAGGAUUUUGUAGCCACGGUUUAUUUUAAAUUGAGCCCUCAAGAAGAAUUCAAAUUGUUUGGAUAUUUGAGCGGAGAGAAACCUAGUGCAAUAUUCAAAGUGCAAAUACCGAGCUCCAAGAGAGAACCUGGAGAAGCAAGUGAUGGAUUGGGGGAGAUAGACAUGGAUGUGGACGAUGGUUCGGGAGCUAAUGACAUGUCAGCAGAUGGCAACGGUAGUAAUAAUAUAUCAGAAUUGAUUAUUGGUAUUUCCAUUGAGCCUCGAGAGCAAGGGAUGAUGAAGCUAGAAGAGUGGAAGGCUAGUAUGAAUGGAGAAGCACAAAAGAACAAUUCAUUGGUUCUGUCGAGACCUAAUUUGGGAGUAAUUAGAAAUAUUACCACAGCGGGACAAUUAGCACAGGUGUACCCCUCUUUGACACAAGAAUUGGCCGCGAAGAUUGUACAACAUGCAUAUAACUAUCUCUCGGGCUUCCUUGAUAGUCAGGGCAAUGUGCCCAUUAAAAGAUUCGAUACGUGGUGGGACAAAUUCAAGAACAGACUUGCCAAUGACGGGACGUUUUUAGAUGAAGUAACCAAAAAUUAG
Saccharomyces eubayanus is the source of this 735-nucleotide messenger RNA. It is a transcript of the gene OPI10, whose product is annotated as Opi10p. Bases 1 to 735 code for a protein of 244 amino acids. Gene Ontology annotation, biological process: protein import into nucleus. Lineage: Eukaryota; Fungi; Ascomycota; Saccharomycetes; Saccharomycetales; Saccharomycetaceae. The transcript has a single exon. The record is from RefSeq and is a predicted model, not a curated record. Gene Ontology annotation, cellular component: cytosol; nucleus. Gene Ontology annotation, molecular function: nuclear import signal receptor activity.